Molecule: messenger RNA, 606 nt
Organism: Debaryomyces tyrocola
Lineage: Eukaryota; Fungi; Ascomycota; Pichiomycetes; Serinales; Debaryomycetaceae
Source: the annotation of a GenBank genome assembly
AUGGAAGAGAUUGGAAGGAACGAGUUCGGACAGGGAUCAGUUGCAGAGAUAAGAAGAAGUAUUGAAUUCGAAUUACAAGACUUCGAAGCAGAGUCUUUAGCCGAAUCUUUGCCUGAAGGUUUUAAUGUGGAUGAAAAGGACUAUCCCACGAAAAGAUGUUUUGGGUUGACUUACAACAAAGUUAUAGAUAGAAUACCAAUUUUUUUAUGUAUUACACAUGGUGCUAUUUGGGGGUUAUUGGCUAGGAAAGGUUUGGAAGCUUUGUCAACUUAUAAUGGUUCAUUUCUAUCAAGAGUCAUAUGGGCUAAUUUUGCUGCAUGUUUAAUUAUGGGAAUGGCAGUUGAUAGUAAUCGCUUAUGGAAAAUAUUGCUUGAAUCACAUGAAUAUGCUCAUAAGGGUCAGAUUCCAAUGCAUAGUGGUAUAACAACCGGGUUUUGUGGUACGUUUUCGUCGUUUUCUUCAGUAAUGCUAGAGAUAUUUUACAAGUCUGCUGAUACUAUGCCCGGUAAAUAUUAUCAUUAUCCCAAUGGCAUAUGGUAUAAUGGAAUUUUUGACAUCUGUGUUGGCUCAUUUUGGUUUGUCAAUCAUGGGAUUUCAUAUGGGUAG